UUGCAGGAGAGAAUCCUCUUCUUCCAGUUGCUGACUUGGGGAGUAUCUGGCAGUGUGGUAGGGCGAAGUCUUCUGGCUACAAACCACUGUGAUCGUACUUCUCACAUCCCACACGGCGUGUCCGGACCAGCCGCGCACACCGUUGUCUACAACAGCAACAACAACCACCACUUCCACAAUAUCAUAAACAGCAGCAGCAGCAACACUAACUGCAACGACAGCUCAGGCUGCAGUGACGGCAAUCGUUUGAAUAACAGCACCAGCAGCGACAGUAGCACCAGCAGUAACAACAACAGCAGCAGCGGCGGAGGUCCCUGCCAUCCUCACCACCAUCAGCACGCCCAGCUGCCCCACAACCGCAGAGUGAUCAGUGGUAGCCCCUCUUUUAUCCCCGCACUGGGCAUUGUCGGUGUCGCUUUGGACGGUGCUCCUCAUUCCGGAGUCGUCUUCGCCAACGGCGACUGCAACGGCAGCAUCAUCAACAACAACAACAGCGGCAACAACAGCGGCACGACGACCACUCACCACGUCAGCGACAACAACAACAACGUCACCACGUUCGUCAGGACCAGCGGCGGCGGCGGCGGUGUGAGCGACAGCAACCAGCACGUCAGUUACGGUGGCCCCCCACAGCACAACGGCCGAGCUGUUGCCGCCUACACACUGACCGGCGCCUACCCCGGACCCGACACCGACAAGGUCCAGCACCACAGUCUGGCCGGCUAUAACGGGUUGGACUACACCAGCGCGGAGGUGACGACAGCCAGGUUUGACUCCGCCCAUAUCGCUUGCGUGAACCCGCCAGUGGCGGAGCCGGGCGUCUUAGCCCCGCCCCUGGAGCCGGGCGCGGUCCCGCCCACAUACUGCAUGAUGAGUGCCGGCGGCCAGGGUGGCGCCACCUACUGGAUGCCCAUGGUGGCAGUGCCGUACGCCGGCAACAUGGGACAGGUCAACCUGGGCUGGGGGCCCUCCCAUGACCUGUACGGGAAGGAUCUCCCUCUCUCAGUAUUACCGAAUGUCCGCGUGUGGCCAGCCCGGAGCGUACCAGCCCGGCCUGAUGUACCCGGCCCCAGCUGCUGGCGGAGAGAUGACCCCCACAGGCCCCGUGCUCAUGGACACCACGGGCGCCGGAUACAGCGGCGUGCUGGGAUGUCCGCCCGACGUGCACGCUACCCGUGAGUUCACUAGUGCCGCAGGGGGGCGUGUGGGCGGCGGCGGUGGCGGUGAGAGAACGCCGCGUGAAGCCGCCGCCAGGGUAGUGGUUGUAGGGAGCGAGGCCAGUAGUGUUGGCGGAGAGGGUUCGUUUGUUGACGAGGACUGUGAGGGAAAGAGUAAUAACAAUAACAACGCCUCCUCGACCGCUCAACCAGGUGAGAGUAAUGCGAGUCAUGCAAACAGAUUUGUGAAUCAUAAUAAGAGUCAUAAAACGUAUAGUGCCUCCAACAAUAAUGACGAAUCUGGGGACACUGUGAAUGGUGGGUGUGGGAAUCAUUCCGAAAACAGUAAUGAUAAUACUAAUGUGUCAGGUAGUGGCCCCAAAACAGAGGCAUCGACAGACAGUAGGCGAAAGCCGACCAGCGGCAAUGGUGUAAGUGAGAAUGGCGGUGAUGUCGAGGAGGAAGAAGAGGUCGGCGACAGCAUGGAGGUAGGCAGUGACGGCGACAGCGGUUGUCCGAGCGAGUGCACUGAUCUGUCUCCGCUCAGCGCGCCCGACACGGCCUUCACGAGCGGUGAAUUGGCGCCGGAAUCCUCCGCAGGCGUCGAAACGUCGCCAGGCGCGGGGAGUGGUGGCGGCGACAGCGUGAAGCCAGCGCCGCGCGGCAAACGCCGCUACUACAUGUACGGUAACCACAAGCUGGUGAAACCCAUCAAGGAGAUCCCGCUGCGCUUCCAGAUGCUGCUGGCCGAGACAAGCGCGGCGAAAGCACGCUGCGAGGGUCAGCCCAUCUACAUGCAACAACCGCCUCAGCACGCGCCGCAGCAGGCGGUCUACGACAUGGUGUACUACCCGGCGCCCGCCGCGGCCGCGGCCACCGCCGCUACUGACGGCAGCCAGCAGGCUGUGGGACUCAACGCGAACGCCUCCUGCUUUAUCCCGGGCCAAGCCGGGGAGUCGGCCUAUCUGCCGCCUGAAUGUUAUGCCAUGUGUCCCGUGUCCGGGUACUCGCCCAGCCCCGCAGUGUCCUCUAACCCCGCUGCUGUACCUAACAACCUGCCUUCUAACCCUGCUAGCCAUUCCUCUCUUCAGCCAGCUCCUCUUUUUGUGCCCCCUGCUCCUCCCAUGCACCCAGGCUCCACCCCACCCUCGUCCCAAGUCUGCCAAACGUUUAUCGUCUACUCUUCCCCUUCGUCUAGUAGCACUGCGAUAUCUCAGUCCUCUAAUUCUGCCACUGCCCAGCAGGUUCGCUCUAUAGCCAUGCCACCCCCACCUUUCCCUCCCCCUGCCACCCAGCCACCGCCUGUGGUCGAUCAUUUGCCCACUAAGUCUGCGCCUAGUCUUUCUCCAGCUGUCAACCAGGUUGUGAUGAGCGUGUCCGGGAACCUCUCACAAAGCAAGCCCACUGAGACGGCCAUAAAAUCGGCGUCCAGCACGGGCAAGGCGCCCACUGUUCUCACGAUCCCGCCUCCUAAUCACAUGCAAGCCCCGCCCCCUCACCUCAAUUCUACUCUUGCCCACAUUCCUCCCAGCUCCCUGCCCCCUCCUCAAAACCCAAACGUACACAUAAACAACACCACUGUCCUGACUGUUCCUCAGGUUGUCAAUCAUAUUGCUGCUGCCCCUCCCAACUCUGCGUCAGUGUCACACGCCCCGCCCCCAACUAUUCAUGUUUCUUCCACCAGUUCCCCCAACACGUAUUGCCCCAAUGCCCCCCAUGCGUACGACGCUAACUCCACUGGUCAGCAAUACAUGUAUAUCUACCCGUCUCCUCCCACAGGUCACUCGUCCCCGCCCUCUCAAGUGAUGUACAUGGUUAGCCCCUCCUACCCUUCUACUCAAGCCUAUCAGCAGACAGGGGUCCUAGUACCACCCAACUGCCCCGUUCCCGUGCAGUAGAAAGAAGAAAUUAAGAGAAGGGAAGCUGCAAAGAAGAAAUUGAAAGUGAAAGAAGAAGAAAAGAAAGCGUUAUGAAAGGGACAAGUAUAAAUAGAGACAGCACUCUCCGAAAGUAGAGCUUCUCUCAAGAAAACAUGAAGGUUAUCAGUUCUGAAACAGAUCCCAGAACAGCCAGCCCCCCAAAGCUUGAAUGUUAUCAACUUUGAAACAAAACCUAGAGCACCCAGUCGUCGAAAGCUUGAGUUUAAUCAACGCUGAAACGGAAGUCAGAAAACAGAACCCCAGGAAAACAUGAAUUUAAUCACCUGAGAUUGAAACGAAACUGAAAAUAGUCAGCCCGCGAAAGCUUGAAUUUUUAUCUACUUUGAAACGUGACUUAAAACAGAACCACAAGAAAACAUGAAUUUGAUCAA
Messenger RNA from Aplysia californica (California sea hare), 3468 nucleotides. RefSeq lists its product as uncharacterized. The record is from RefSeq and is a predicted model, not a curated record. Lineage: Eukaryota; Metazoa; Mollusca; Gastropoda; Aplysiida; Aplysiidae.